Molecule: messenger RNA, 621 nt
Organism: Didymodactylos carnosus
Lineage: Eukaryota; Metazoa; Rotifera; Eurotatoria; Philodinida; Philodinidae
Source: the annotation of a GenBank genome assembly
AUGGCAACAUCAACAAAACAGCCAUGUGUCAAAUGCAGUAGUGGAAAAACAAGUGGUAUAUUUGCAUGUUCGGGGUGUCAAAUGAUGUUUUGUCGAAAACAUUCAAACGAACAUCGCCAAGAACUAUCAAAAGAGUUGGAUAAUGUCAUAUACGAGCAUGAUUUAUUGAAACAACAGCUAACGACAGAAACAUCGGCAAGGCCGCCUGAUCAUCCAUCGCUGAGACAGAUUCAACAAUGGGAACAGGAGUCCAUAGAAAAAAUACGAAUGACAGCUCAGAAAGCUCGACAACAAGUUGAUAGAUUAGUGAAUAGAAAUAAAGAAGAAAUACUGAAACAAUUCCGUUUAAUAACAACACAAUUACAACAUGGAAGGCAAGAAGAUGAUUUUGUUGAAACAGAUUUAGAUAGGUGGAUGCAACAAUUGUACAAAUUCAAAAGUGACUUGAAUUCGUCAUCAAGUGAAGGUAUUAUCGACAUAGAUCCAUCAUCGUCGAUCACAAUGAUUAAUGUCAAACUAUAUUCAACUGAAAGAAAACCUGGUAAAUUAUUGUGUGCUUUUGCAACAUAUAAGAUGCCGACAAUGCAGAAUUUGAGCAAAAUCUUCUCCCAGUUCACUUGA